UCUCUCUUUCCUUUUCUCAGAUACUGACUAAACGUUCCCUCUUCUUCAAAGGAUUUCUGUUCAUGCUACUGGUCGGUUCUUUAGGACUCAUUUACAACCAGGAACUGCUUCCCGGAAUCCCUCAGUGGGCCUACGGGGAAAUUUAUUUUAAUUCUGUCAGAGACUUUGUGUUCAACGAGCAGCAGGAAGCGUUGCCUUGGUGGGAAGGAGGCGACUGCCGUUGCCAUGGUAACUCCUGCUUUCCUGAGGAAGCCCCCCACCUCUCUUGGGAAGACGGGGGCGGCGCCUGCGGUCGGAGGGCGUGGCUGGCAGGCGGAGGACAGAAGGUGAUCAGUUUCGCGCUGUUUGGGAAUAAAUCGCAGUACUGGAAAGCAUUUCGGAAGAACCUCAACGCGAUAAAACUCAUGUACCCUGACUGGGUCGCGUGGCUUUACACUAAUCCUCGUGGCCGGGAAAAUGUCCUCUGCCCACUCCUGCGUGAUUUUCCUCACUUCUACAUCUGUGACGUUACCAACUUGCCUUCGCUGGGAAAUGUGACUUCAAUACACAACAUGAUUUGGAGAACGCUGCCCCUUGGUGACGAAAAGGUCUCGGCUUUUUUUGUCCGAGACUCCGACUCGCUUCUCCUGGAACGAGGGGCUGCAGCAGUGAGGGAAUGGAUGUCGGGAAACAAAAGCUUCCACUUGCUGAGAGACCAUCCGUACCAUGGAAUUCCUGUAAUGGGGGGGCUGUGGGGCGCCCGCUGGGACCUCAAGAAGCAUAACGUUUCCGAAUUCAGGAAUAAGCUGACUGGUAUCAGAAGCACAUUGAUAGAAAAAGCCAAAGGGAAGUUUAACAAGGGUUUUGAUCAACAUGUCUUAGGGAGUGUGUUGUACCCGCACACGAAGGGCGAUGUCAUGUCUCACGAUAGUUUCUUCUGCAAGAUAUACCCAGAUGGUUUUAGACCUUUCCCGCUACAGCGUGAGGGAGGCCAUUACUUAGGAAAUUACUUGGGUAUCGCCGAGAAAGAUCCACUGCUGGUAAAAAGCCCCUGCCCAGUCGAGUGCAGACCAAAGGAUCAUCAAGACUGGACUUACUGCUGACCUGAAUUUCCAACAGUGACAACCCAAUGCACUCUGUGACAUAUUUCGUGUUAUCAAGACCAUUGCGUUGAUACUGUAUCGUGGUUUUUCCCUGUAGGAAUCUCUUCUUAGAAAGAGGGCCUAGUGAGUGUUUUUUUUUUUUUUUUUUUUUUUUGUCUUUGCGAGUAGUGUGAAGGGCAG
Messenger RNA from Penaeus indicus, 1262 nucleotides. RefSeq lists its product as uncharacterized. The coding region runs from base 63 to 1082 and encodes 339 amino acids. The transcript is spliced from 6 exons. The record is from RefSeq and is a predicted model, not a curated record. NCBI's taxonomy places the organism in Eukaryota, Metazoa, Arthropoda, Malacostraca, Decapoda, Penaeidae.